AUAACAGGCGGAGUCAAGAUUACACCCUCCCAUUCUGCCUCUGUGUAUGGUUCCCCAUGUCAACUGACAGGGGGUUUCCCUCUGUACAAUAUUUUUCUCCCCCAGGCUCUCUACGCUGUUGCAUCAGAUUGGAUUCUCAUUUUAAAACAAUGGAUAACAGUCCUCUGCAGGUGUUGACUGUCCCCACAGCUCCCUACCCCGACCAGAGACCCGGUACUAGCGGCCUGAAGAAAAAGGUCUAUGUAUUCCAGUCUAGGAGGAACUACCUGCACAACUUUAUCCAGAGUAUCUUCUCCUCUAUUGACUUACGUGACCGCCAGGGAUCAACAAUGGUGGUGGGGGGAGAUGGCCGCUUUUUUAACCGAACAGCUAUUGAGGUCAUUGUGCAGAUGGCAGCUGCCAACGGGGUGGGUCGUAUGAUCAUUGGACACCACGGGAUAAUGUCCACACCAGCCAUCUCCUGUGUAAUCAGAAAAUACAAAGCCAUCGGUGGCAUCAUCCUCACUGCCAGCCGCAACCCUGGUGGACCUGAUGGAGACUUUGGCAUUAAGUUCAACACUGCAAAUGGAGGCCCAGCCCAGGAGGCUGUCACAAACAAGAUUUUUCAGAUCAGCAGGACCAUUGAGGAGUUUGCCAUCUGCCCUGGAAUGCAAGUGGAUCUGACAACCCUGGGCAAACAGAUGUUUGAUCUGGAAAACAAGUUCAAACCCUUCACAGUGGAAAUUGUAGAUUGUGUGGAAUCCUAUGCUAACUUGUUGAGGAACAUAUUUGACUUUGCUGCUCUGAAGGAAAUUCUAUCUGGUGAAAACCACAUCAAGAUAAGACUAGAUGCCAUGCAUGGAGUGGUAGGACCGUAUGUGAGGAGAAUCCUCUGUGAGGAGCUGGGCUGCCCUGCUAAUUCUGCUGUCAACUGUGUCCCAUUGGAGGACUUUGGGGGUCAACACCCAGACCCUAACCUCACCUAUGCUGCAGAUCUGGUUGACAGCAUGAAAGAAGGACAGUAUGAUUUUGGUGCAGCAUUCGAUGGUGAUGGGGACCGUAACAUGAUCCUUGGUAAACACGGCUUCUUCGUCGCCCCACCUGACUCUUUGGCUGUGAUUGCUGACAACAUCUUCUGCAUCCCAUACUUCCAGCAUACAGGGGUGAGAGGCUUCGCACGCAGCAUGCCCACAAGCGCAGCCUUAGACAGAGUAGCCAAGGCAACAAAAAUAGAGUUAUAUGAAACUCCCACUGGCUGGAGGUUCUUUGGGAACCUGAUGGAUGCAGGCAGACUGUCUUUGUGUGGAGAGGAAAGCUUUGGUACAGGUGGAGACCAUAUUCGUGAGAAGGAUGGGUUGUGGGCCGUGCUGGCAUGGCUGUCCAUCCUGGCCACUAAAAGGCAGAGUGUGGAGGAUAUUCUAAAGGACCACUGGCUAAAAUAUGGAAGAAACUACUUCACCAGAUAUGACUAUGAGAACAUAGACAUAGAUGUAGCCUGUGAGAUGAUGGAGGAUUUGGAAAUUUUUAUUUCUGGAAAGUCCUUCGUGAAGCAGAGAUUUGCUGUGGAGGACAAGAUCUACCAAGUGGAAAAAGCAGACAACUUUGAGUACACAGACCCGGUCGACAGCACAAUCUCCAGGAACCAGGGUUUGCGGAUAAUCUUCUCUGAUGGUUCUCGAAUCAUCUACAGACUCAGUGGAACAGGUAGUGAUGGGGCGACAGUUCGAAUCUACAUAGACAGCUAUGAGAAGGAGCAAAUCUUUGAAGACACGCAGGUGAUGCUGGCACCCCUGGCAACCAUUGCUCUGAAAAUUUCCCAGCUCCAUCACAGGACAGGUCGAAGUGGCCCAUCAGUCAUCACAUGAUUCCUCCCACAUGUUGCUCCCUCAUUGCUUAAUAAACAUGUAUGAGAGACUCAUCCAGCUCUGGCGGCGACAUGAUAUCCAUCUGGAUGGCAGCAGCAUCAGUCCGCUAACAUCUGGUCCAGCUCUGUGAUCACACAUGCCCUUUGAAGUGCUCUACCUUUCUCCUGGUUUCAUCUGCAUAUUACACUGAUGCCCAACAAGAGGGACACACAUUGAGUUUACCUCUGGUUCCUUUGAGUUCAUCUUAUUGUGGGUUCUAGUUGCACUAAUGUUGUCCACUCUUAUCCCAACAAAGUCUCUUAGUGGCGGAGGUUUGAGGCUGACGGACCGGGGUGGUGGGGUAGCCCAGUGCUGUUGACAUGGUCAAAACAAUUUUACUAAAAGUAAACCUUAUGACGUUACUGUGUAGUUUAGCAACCAAGCAUUUGCUUAAGCGGCGUAGCACAUUG
Molecule: messenger RNA, 2293 nt
Organism: Etheostoma cragini (Arkansas darter)
Lineage: Eukaryota; Metazoa; Chordata; Actinopteri; Perciformes; Percidae
Product: phosphoglucomutase-1-like
Exons: 12
Coding region: 57-1844 (595 amino acids)
Biological process (GO): carbohydrate metabolic process
Cellular component (GO): cytosol
Molecular function (GO): phosphoglucomutase activity
Source: RefSeq, a predicted model, not a curated record